Messenger RNA from Ascochyta rabiei, 1560 nucleotides. RefSeq lists its product as uncharacterized. The transcript is spliced from 2 exons. Bases 1 to 1560 code for a protein of 519 amino acids. Gene Ontology annotation, biological process: transmembrane transport; carboxylic acid transport. Gene Ontology annotation, molecular function: carboxylic acid transmembrane transporter activity. Lineage: Eukaryota; Fungi; Ascomycota; Dothideomycetes; Pleosporales; Didymellaceae. The record is from RefSeq and is a predicted model, not a curated record. Gene Ontology annotation, cellular component: plasma membrane.
AUGGAUCCUACAUCUUCGCCGUCGAAAGAGGCGGACAAUGUUGUUGGCUCACCGAAGAAACCGACCAAAGGCGGAGAAACGAGUGUUUCGACACAUGUCGCUGCUACUGCAGAAUUCGACUUUGACGAAGGCCAUGCGCCGGUUCUCUACUCCAAGCGAUCCAUUUUCUUCAUGAUCCUCUUCUCUGGCCUUGCCAUAGGUAGCGAUGCAUACAACAGCGCUUUGAUGGGUCAGUUGCUGCUGCUUCUGACAGCCCUCUAUCCAGACACGCUCAGCGUCGCAACGCAAUCGCAGUUGACCAAUGCCUUCAUCAUUGGUCUGAUUCUGGGAAUGCUGGCAUUUGGCUUCAUCAGCGAUCGCCUUGGUCGCAAAUCUGGCGCCGUCCUGACAACGCUCUUUCUCUCUGUCGGCAUCAUAAUGACAGCCGUCUCCCACGGAACGAGCGACAAGGGUCUUUUCUGGAUGCUCACCGUCAGUCGAGGCAUUGCUGGCUUUGGCGCAGGCGGCGAAUAUCCAGUCUCAGGCGCUGGUACUGCAGAAUCGACAGACGACUCCCCUCGGGCGCGCAAGCACCGCGGCUUCAUCUUCGCCAUGGUGGCAGACGUCUCUGCAUCUCUGGGCUUUGUCUUCUCUGGCCUCGUUCCUCUCUUGCUACUUCUCUGCUUCCACGAGCGCGAAGCACACUAUGAGAAGAUAUGGCGCAUCGCAUUCGCCCUCGGUGUCAUCCCCCCAGUAUCAAUCUUCUGGUUCCGCUGGCGCAUGGCCAUGUCCUCAGCAGAACGACGCAGCAGCGCUCGCAACACCAUCCUCCCCUACCAUCUCGCCAUUAAACGGUACUGGCGUCCCCUCCUUGGCUCAGCCCUAGCUUGGUUUAUAUACAACUACAUCGCUUACCCAUUCGGUCUAUUCUCGUCCACAAUCUCCGCUUCUGUCAACGCAGGCGAUAGUCUCGUCAAAUCCUACGGCUGGGGCACGCUGAUCAACUGCUUCUACCUGCCCGGCGGCUUCAUCGGGGGCUACCUAUCCGACAAGAUCGGACGGCGCAAGACCAUGGCGCUCGGCUUCGGUCUGCAAGCCUGUCUCGGCUUCAUCAUCGGCGGAUGUCUCGAGUACAUUCAGAAGCGCACUGCCUUGUUCAUUGUGCUGUACGGCCUCUUCCUCACGCUCGGUGGAAUUGGACCCGGCGCAACCAUCGUCGCAACGAGCUCUGAGUUCUUCCCCACCAGCAUUCGCGGGCAGAUGCUGGGUCUUUGCGCCGCGUUCAGCAAGGCCGGUGCCGCGAUCGGCACGUCAGUAUUCAAGCCCAUCCUCGCGUCGUACGGCGACGAUACGGUGCGCGGUAACCAGGCCGUCUUCCUUAUUGGGUCUGGGUUCGCCGUGUUGGGCAUGCUGGUAGCAUGGUUCUUCAUUCCUGCACACCCGCCAAAUCUCGUUGAGGAAGACGAGAACUGGAAGGUGUAUCUGCAAGACGCCGGAUAUGAGAUCCAAUGGGGUGACGACAAGGCACAGGAUCCGAAGAGAGUAGUCUUUGAUGCCGUCCGCGACAAGACCGUGGAUUAG